AUGCCUCGACUUGUACGCCGCCGCCCGCUCUCCGAGCGCAUACUAGCACGCCUGAACCCGUAUGACUUUCUGCUUUGGCUUUCCGAGGAAUUUGAAGGUGGUGAUUGGGACCAGCUAGAGAAAAACUGGGCUUUUCCCAUUGGUAUUGCGCUCAACGUGAUAUUCCUCAUCGCGCGAGCAAAUAGCCGAUCCGGUGGUGGUAGCAGGGCUUUUGACGAUGUGUUCGGCGAGGACGAUGGCACAUCCCUAUUUGGGUGGCUUGCCUCAUUCAUCGUCCAUCUGAUGGCCCUUGCCUCUACGGGCAAUGCUAUCUACACAUUCCAGAAGAAGAGACGCUAUCGAUUGUUUGAGAACUCUAUUGAUAACAACCCGGCGACACCAUCAGCACAUCGUGUACGGGUUGAUUCAAGCCCCGUGAUGCCGUCUCCGCUGCGCUACAUUGCCAAGGCGCUUUCAACAGAACCGGCACACUCGAGGGCCCACCCUGAUGCACAGCGAGAUGUCUGGGAGCUUGCAAUAUGGGACCCUUCGCCACUUUGUCUCCGGCUCUUUUGCCUCUUCAGCCCAGGGCACGUCUUGGUAUAUUGGCUGUUCCUUCCGACGCAGCUCUCAGAUCCACGCCCCAGCGUGACGAUUGUGACGACGAUCGUUCUGACCGCUCUUCUGUCCGUGCAGAUGUCCUUCAUCUCUUCUUCUUAUACACAACAAGCUAAGGACCAGAAGAUUGUACACCAAGAGGUCUUCAAAGAAUAUGACACUAAAUAUGUGCAACCUCGGACACAUCCGUUGAUGAGAGAUGUUGGGACGCAGUUCUCGGAUGAACCACCAAAGACCGAGGAGGAGUGCAAUAGGGUUGAGACUUAUAGCCCGGCUCACAUCAUUAACCGUGGUUUCAAGACCAGUCCCAACCCUAAUUACCUCAAGCACGUCGACCCAGAAGGUUUCACCCCAGUCCGUCAGCCAACUGCAUCUACUCCCACCUCUAUAUUCCAAGGCCCACCCACCUACACCCCGAGCAUGUCUCGAGAUGGCUCGCCUAUGGCUCGAGGCACUAGCCGCACAACAAUGCGACAACCGCAGUUCCGAUCUACUGCAACAACAUCAACAGGUGAUGGAGGAAGUCUCGGUGUUUACAGCCAUGCUAACUCUCCACUGAGGAAGUCCGCGACAACUUCAUUUGAUCGCCGCUUACAAAACAACGGAGACUUUGUUUACAAGGAGCGUGGUACAACUCCCUUGAUGCGGAGUUCCAGUCCGCUGAAGAGAAGCAGUGUACCGGGAGGAAUGAAUCCAGGUGGCCCAGCCACCGUCAAUAGAUCGGAUAAGCUCAACACUCGGUACUAA
This is a messenger RNA of Penicillium roqueforti, 1344 nucleotides long. RefSeq names its product Nur1/Mug154 family protein. The record is from RefSeq and is a predicted model, not a curated record. Bases 1 to 1344 code for a protein of 447 amino acids. Gene Ontology annotation, biological process: regulation of exit from mitosis; maintenance of rDNA. Lineage: Eukaryota; Fungi; Ascomycota; Eurotiomycetes; Eurotiales; Aspergillaceae. The transcript is spliced from 2 exons.